Molecule: messenger RNA, 2038 nt
Organism: Eriocheir sinensis (Chinese mitten crab)
Lineage: Eukaryota; Metazoa; Arthropoda; Malacostraca; Decapoda; Varunidae
Product: zinc transporter ZIP1-like
Exons: 6
Coding region: 269-1303 (344 amino acids)
Biological process (GO): zinc ion transmembrane transport
Cellular component (GO): plasma membrane
Molecular function (GO): zinc ion transmembrane transporter activity
Source: RefSeq, a predicted model, not a curated record
GUGCCCAUCAGUUAGCCAGCUGAGCGGGUCGGUGCCAGACGUAGAUCCUUCUUCCCCGGCGCUAAUGUUGACUUCCCAGGACAGGGCAUUCAGUGGGUCUUGGUGGACAUGUGAGGUGUGUGAGCGAUACUUCAGUGCAACAGUCGAGCGUUAUUUACAGUCGUGAAGGUUAAAUCGUUACAGCACCCUUGCGUAACGAGGCGCAGCGCUCCAGCAUCCACAGGCUGACAUUACUGAUAUUAGGCGGCGGUCGAGGGUCGCCUUGGGGAUGGAGGUGUCCACGCUACAGUUUCUCUUCAUGGGAAUCAUCUUCCUCUUGACGACAGGGGUGGGCCUGGCGCCGGUGCUGCUCGGGGACGUGGUGUCCAAGAAACUAGUGUCUCGAGCAGUAGUCAGAAACCGAAUCCUCUCGUGCGCAUCAUGCUUCGGGGCAGGAGUGUUCAUCUUCGUGUGCUUCAUGGGGCUUCUUCCAGCCGCGGACCGCAAGUUUCACCACUUUCUCGAGGAGCUGGGCCACACUGACGAGAGCUGGGAGGCCUUCGCUGAGUUCCCUUGGGGCUUCUUCGUCGUCAUCUGCGGCUUCCUCAUCAUAUUCACCAUUGACAAAUUGGUACAUGCGAUAGAGGAGGGGCGGCGGGCUAGGCGAGUCACCACCGCCGCUUCCCGCACCCUCCUGGCCAAGCCCGCCGCGGACCUAGCCUCCACCCAGAACGCCCUCGACACUGACGCUAACGGUGCCCCACCGCCGGGCUACGACAAGGAGUCUUGCAGCCAACACAGCGAACACGCCGGUCAUGGCGUGCCCUCCUCCAUCAUCUUCCUACUGGCGCUGGGCGUCCACUCACUCUUCGAGGGCAUGGCAGUGGGCCUCCAGACACAGAAAGAGAAAGUCCUCGAGUUUUCGGUCGCUGUGUUGGUGCAUGAGGUCGUAAUGGCUUUUUCCUUUGGCAUGGAGGUCAGCAAUGACCAUGGGCUGACGCGGUGGACCCGGGUGGUGUAUGUGAUCAUCUUCACCUCCACCAUCCCACUGGGCAUCGCCGCCGGGGUGGGGCUGCAGACGACCCCUUCAGGCAACAGGGAGAUCGUGUCCGCAGUGCUCGAGGCCUUUGCCACAGGCAUCUUCAUCCACGUCAUCUUCAUCGAGGUGUUGGCAAAGGAGUUUCAUCAUCACAGUCACCAAGCACAGUCACCCAAGGCCAAGCCCAGCACGGAGAUCUGUCUCAUCCUGGGGAAGGUGGCGUGCAUCUGCUGCGGCAUCGCGACCCUCAUCCUGCUCAGCGUUUUCAUGCACGCUCACCACUAACCCGCGCCCUCCCGCCUCGCCAGGACUGUGACUAAACCAACAAGUGCCAGUUGGUGUCCUUGAAGAUUGAACAACUGCGUCUUACUAAUAUUCUGACGCCCCACAGCAUGUCUAUAUAGAUAUAAGCCUUGGGGACAUAGGUAACACUAAACUGCGUUUUAGCGGAUUGUUACAAGGAAGAUUUAGCUGUAGGGAUAUCUAUCAACGUGAUGAGUCGUCACGUGAGCUGAAGGAGGAAGAUCAAAGGCCAAGUAAAUGUAUUAUCUCUCUGCCCCCUUGUCGCCCUGCCCCUCCCCUGCUCUCUGAGGCUCAGCUUGCCCCGUGCGCGCCGCAAGGUGAACACAGGCAGCAGGAGAGAUUCGCAGCGAUACACUGAGACGUCUUCUAGUCUACUAAUUUCUUAGUUUUGUGUAAAUGUCUAAGCAAACUUUCUUGUGAAUAAGGACGAGGAUUUCAAGUGAAAGUUUAAACUGAGUUUUUCCUACUCACAAAAUCCAGUAAAAUUCAUGUGAUGUGAACUAUCGAAAACGUCUUUACCUUGGAUAUAAAAAGAAUAUAUCCUGUUCGAUGUCAUUUUUUACGGAGUAAGCAAGACGAAGUGUUCCGUCAUUCCUUAGGUUUAGGAGUUGCUACGAAGGGGAGGUUGUGUUACCUCAGUGAUGAAUGGACUGAUUGCAGAUUUCGAAUUUUAAACAACUUUUCAAAAGUACUUAAAAAUAAAGGUCUUUUUACUUU